This is a messenger RNA of Cavia porcellus (domestic guinea pig), 8738 nucleotides long. RefSeq names its product valosin containing protein interacting protein 1 (gene Vcpip1). NCBI's taxonomy places the organism in Eukaryota, Metazoa, Chordata, Mammalia, Rodentia, Caviidae. Gene Ontology annotation, molecular function: cysteine-type deubiquitinase activity. The record is from RefSeq and is a predicted model, not a curated record. The transcript is spliced from 3 exons. The coding region runs from base 296 to 3952 and encodes 1218 amino acids. Gene Ontology annotation, biological process: protein K11-linked deubiquitination; endoplasmic reticulum membrane fusion; protein ubiquitination.
GCACUCUUUGCGAGGGCGGGUAUGUCUCUAGUGUCUGAGCGAGAGAGAGCGAGAGUGAGUGAGUGUGAGUGCGGGUUGGGGUGGUGGCCGUUACGUUCGGGGCAACGGCUACGGCAGUAGAGAAGUGAAAAGAGAAACAACGUCCGGCGCUUCCGUCUUCGGUCAGGAGGAGGAGGAGCUGGUAGGAAAAGGAAAGUGAUUUGCUCUGGGUCUGAACUAGACCGAGCCGGGCCGGUAGGGGUUUUGGGCUAUGAGCUUUUGAGGGUCGCGGAGCGAGACCCGAGAGCCGAGAGCUAUGUCUCAGCCGCCACCGCCUCCUCCGCUGCCGCCACCACCUCCCCCCCCUGAGGCUCCGCAAACUCCGUCGUCUUUGGCGGGGGCAGCAGCUGCUCCGGGAGGGCUUUCGAAGCGGAGAGAUCGGAGAAUCCUUUCCGGGAGCUGCCCAGAUCCUAAGUGCCAGGCGCGUCUGUUCUUCCCGGCCUCCGGUUCUGUAAGCAUCGAGUGUACUGAGUGCGGACAGCGGCACGAGCAGCAGCAGCUGCUGGGGGUGGAGGAGGUGACCGACCCGGACGUAGUACUGCACAACCUGCUACGGAACGCGCUGCUUGGGGUGACUGGGGCACCCAAGAAGAACACGGAACUGGUAAAGGUGAUGGGCCUUUCCAACUAUCACUGUAAAUUGCUGUCGCCCAUAUUGGCUCGCUAUGGAAUGGACAAAAAGACAGGCCGGGCCAAGCUUCUCCGGGAUAUGAACCAGGGUGAACUAUUUGAUUGUGCGCUGCUCGGUGACCGGGCCUUUCUCAUAGAACCAGAGCAUGUUAACACGGUGGGGUACGGCAAGGACCGCUCCGGAAGCCUUCUGUAUUUGCAUGACACUCUUGAGGAUAUCAAGCGGGCUAAUAAGAGUCAGGAAUGUCUCAUUCCAGUGCAUGUGGAUGGAGAUGGACACUGCCUGGUGCAUGCUGUAUCUCGAGCGCUGGUAGGCCGGGAGCUCUUCUGGCAUGCCCUGAGAGAAAAUCUUAAACAACACUUUCAGCAGCACCUGGCACGAUAUCAAGCCCUAUUCCACGACUUUAUUGAUGCUGCUGAGUGGGAGGACAUUAUCAAUGAGUGUGACCCUCUAUUCGUGCCCCCCGAGGGUGUUCCCUUAGGUCUGAGGAACAUCCACAUAUUUGGCCUGGCUAAUGUGUUACAUCGUCCUAUAAUUCUGUUAGAUUCUCUCAGUGGUAUGAGAAGCUCUGGUGAUUAUUCAGCCACCUUUCUGCCUGGGCUUAUACCUGCAGAGAAGUGCACUGGGAAAGAUGGUCAUUUGAACAAACCAAUCUGUAUUGCGUGGAGUAGCUCUGGUAGAAACCAUUAUAUACCCUUGGUAGGCAUAAAAGGAGCUGCUUUGCCCAAACUACCUAUGAAUUUACUUCCUAAAGCUUGGGGUGUGCCCCAGGACCUUAUUAAAAAGUAUAUCAAACUUGAGGAAGAUGGUGGUUGUGUUAUUGGAGGAGACAGAAGUUUGCAAGAUAAGUACUUACUUAGGCUUGUUGCUGCUAUGGAAGAGGUCUUUAUGGACAAACACGGUAUCCAUCCUAGUUUGGUUGCUGAUGUCCAUCAGUAUUUCUACAGAAGGACUGGGGUGAUAGGAGUCCAGCCCGAAGAAGUUACAGCAGCUGCUAAAAAAGCAGUAAUGGAUAAUCGCCUUCACAAAUGUUUGCUGUGUGGUGCCCUCUCUGAACUUCAUGUUCCUCCAGAGUGGUUGGCUCCCGGAGGGAAACUGUAUAACCUGGCAAAAAGUACUCAUGGACAGCUGAGGCCUGACAAAAAUUACAGCUUUCCCUUGAACAGUUUGGUUUGCUCAUAUGAUUCAGUGAAAGAUGUUCUGAUACCAGACUACGGAUUGAGUAAUUUAACGGCUUGUAAUUGGUGUCAUGGCACAUCUGUGCGAAGAGUCAGAGGAGAUGGAUCUAUUGUAUAUUUGGAUGGAGAUAGAACUAAUUCUAGGUCCACUGGCGGCAAAUGUGGUUGUGGAUUCAAACACUUUUGGGAUGGUAAAGAAUAUGACAAUCUACCGGAAGCUUUCCCUAUUACUUUGGAAUGGGGAGGAAGAGUGGUCAGAGAAACAGUGUAUUGGUUCCAGUAUGAAAGUGAUCCAUCUUUGAAUAGUAAUGUUUAUGAUGUUGCAAUGAAACUUGUUACCAAGCACUUUCCAGGUGAAUUUGGGAGUGAAAUUCUAGUUCAGAAAGUUGUUCACACUAUAUUGAAUCAGACCGCCAAAAAGAAUCCUGAUGAUUAUACUCCUGUAAAUAUCGAUGGUGCUCAUGCCCAAAGAAUUGGAGAAGAAUCAGAGUCUCAGCUCCCAACUAAAAUUAUUCUUACUGGACAGAAAACAAAAACUUUACACAAGGAAGAGUUAAAUAUGAGUAAAACUGAAAGAACUAUUCAACAGAACAUUACAGAACAGGCUUCUGCAAUGCAAAAACGGAAAACAGAGAAGUUAAAACAAGAACAAAAAGUACAGCCCAGAACUGUAUCUCCCACUGCCAUUCGUGAUGGUACAUCCUCUGCUCCUGCUACCCCUACCAAGGCUCCCUAUUCACCUACAACUUCUAAGGAGAAGAAGAUCCGAAUAACAACUAAUGAUGGUCGACAGUCCAUGGUUACACUUAAGUCUUCAACAACCUUUUUUGAACUUCAGGAAAGUAUUUCUAGAGAAUUCAACAUUCCUCCAUAUUUACAGUGUAUUCGAUAUGGCUUUCCUCCUAAAGAGUUAAUGCCACCACAGGCAGGAAUGGAAAAGGAGCCUGUUCCUUUACAGCAUGGUGACAGAAUUACAAUAGAGAUUCUAAAAAGCAAAGCAGAAGGCGGUCAGUCCGCUCCAGCACACUCAGCCCACACUGUGAAACAAGAAGAGGUUGCUGUUUCUGGUAAACUGUCAUCCAAAGAGCUUCAGGAGCAAGCUGACAAAGAGAUGUAUUCUUUGUGUCUUUUAGCAACGUUAAUGGGAGAAGAUGUGUGGUCUUACGCGAAAGGACUUCCUCACAUGUUUCAGCAGGGUGGUGUAUUCUACAAUAUUAUGAAGAAAACCAUGGGUAUGGCUGAUGGCAAGCAUUGCACUUUUCCACAUCUACCUGGCAAAACCUUUGUAUAUAAUGCUUCUGAAGAUAGACUGGAGUUGUGCGUGGAUGCUGCAGGACAUUUCCCUAUCGGUCCUGAUGUUGAAGAUUUAGUGAAAGAGGCUGUAAGUCAGGUUCGAGCAGAGGCUACGACAAGAAGUAGGGAAUCGAGCCCCUCACAUGGGCUAUUAAAACUAGGUAGUGGCGGAGUAGUAAAAAAGAAAUCUGAGCAACUUCAUAAUGUAACUGCCUUUCAGGGAAAGGGGCAUUCUCUAGGAACUGCAUCAAGUAACCCACACCUUGAUCUAAGAGCUAGGGAAACUCCAGUUGUAAGAAAGCAUAAUACAGGGUCAGACUUUAGUAACAGUUCCACUAAAACAGAGCCUCCUGCAUUCACAGUUGCUCCUAGUAACAGUGAGCUUAUUCGAAUAGCACCUGGAGUAGUAACAAUGAGAGACAGCAGGCAGCUUGAUCCUGAUGUGGUUGAAGCUCAGCGAAAAAAGCUGCAGGAAAUGGUUUCUUCUAUUCAGGCUUCAAUGGACAAGCACUUGCGGGAUCAAAGUACAGAGCAAUCACCAUCUGAGCUUCCUCAAAGAAAAGACGAAGUUGUAAGUUCUUCUGCAAGGUCUGGGAAUCUUCAGACUGGCUUGCCUGAAUCUUUUUCUUUAACUGGUGGUACUGCAAAUUUGAAUACAGAAACAGCUGAUAGCUGUGUAGCAGAUACACUGGGAGGAGCAUUUUCCUCAAGUUCAAAAGCACAAAAGGGAAGUUCUGUGGAGGAACCUGAAGAAAUGGAUAGUCAAGAUGCUGAUAUGACUAAUACAACUGAGCCAAUGGAUCAUUCUUGAUUUAAUUAGGCACUAAUAAAGGCAGAAUGUUUAUUGUGAAUAUGUAAUAUUUGUUGGCUGGGCCACAUAAUUUGAUUAGUCAUUUAAAAUCUUGUACAUAUAUAAUUCAAAGAUUAUACCUUGUUAUUCAGUGCAUGAUAGCAAGUGUGUGAUUGGCAAUAGCUUUUAAUAUACUGCUGCCCAGGCUGGCUCUGAAUUCCUAUAAAGUAGAUAUUUAGAUCUGCUGAGAUAAGUUUCUUUCAUUUCUGUGUUUCAUUGGAAGUCCUUGUAAUUUCAGAUCCAUGAAAGUCUUAAAUGUUUCAAAAAUGAAAAUUUUUGUGCUGAAAAAUGUUGUGGUUUCAGAAAAGACCAGAACUGGAGAGGAAAUGAGAUUUUGCAAAUGUUGAUGUUAUCAGGAUAACCAUCCUACAUUACUAGAGUGUCAAAGAUUUGUAUAAAUUUGAAGGUUAUCUAAACUGAAUUAUAUUUUAAAAUUCUCAAAAUGAUUUUUUAGACAGUCAUCCUGACAUUUCUGUGAACAUAAAUAUAUUCAUAGAAAUAGAUGUUCUUGGCAAAAACGUGUUGAGAAUAGAGUAUAAUGAAAUAACAUUUUGCCAAUUUGAGCAAAGGGGAAGAAUAGUCUAGAAUGAUAGUGUGAUUCAGUUAGUUACUGUCUGAGCCAUCAUGGCCAAUUGUGUGCUCUGUGGAUAAUACAUUACCAUUAUUUUUUGAAUCCUGGCCUGGUCAAGUACCACCUAAUUUUUUUUAAAUCUUACAGAAGAGUUCAUUGUAAAUUGUGGUAGAAAGUUGAAAAAUGAUGAUAGCAGUUGUUAAUUUCUAAUUUUCAGAAUAUGUCAGAUUUACAGAGAAUUUAUAAAUAAGAAUUUAUCUUUAUGAAUGAGUUUUGAUCAAUGGUAUUUAACCUCUAUAUGCUAAGUGUCUUUGAGCCCCUCUGAACCAAAAAUGUUUCCUUUUUUAUUAGAGUCCAUAAGAUUAUCUUUAUUUGUUGGCUUCACUUGGAUUUGGAUGCAAAUUUUACUGCAUCAUACCCUGAUCAACUCAGCAUUUGCUUCAAUAUUGUAUUCAUUAAAUCUUUAGUGGCAGUUUCCUGAAGAAGCAGCUUUCAUGCUUAUUCCUUAGAGACAAGUGUUUAUCUCAAGAUUGAUAUUGCACUAAUUUAUCCUGUUCUGCAGAUCUGUAUUCUGAAAUGUACAUUUCAAUCUAUCUCCCUCUGUUCACUGAAAUUAAGUUGAAUUUGAAUGGAUGAAAGACAAAAGUUAAUACAAUUUCUUUCUCAGAGCAUUCAAAGCCUGGCUGUCUCUGUUUGCACAUUAUAACAGGUGCAGAACUGUUUGCCACUCAAGAAAAUGUACAUCAGAAAGCAUACAAUCAGUUGUUUAAAGGUCUCUGCUUAUUGAUUUAUAGGAAAUACAGACAAUACUUUUUUUUCAGUGAGAGAGGUUUUGAUCUUUUCUCUAAGAACAUAUCUAUCUAAAUCCACAUAUUAAAUACUCCAUUUUGAGUAAGAAAAAAAUGGAGAAUCUAAAUAUUUUGUAGGUAUAUCUGAACAAGACAUUAUGUGUUUGGGUUAGUUUUUAUCAUAAUAUGACAUUUUUCUUUGCAAUAUCUUAAUCUCCAUUGUCCCUCUUCUGAAUUUAUUUUCAACAUCAUUCUCUGUAUCAGAACUGAAGGAAAAUUUAAAAGUUUCCUGUUAUGCACUGGUUUUGUAUAAAGUAAGAAGGCUGCCAAAUAAUAUUUAACACUUAGCAUAGCUAGCUUCCGUAUUAAAUAAAAAUUAAUACUACUUCACUAACUACUUCAAAUAUUUAUGGCCUUUUUUUUGCCACAGACAUUUUUUUGGUGGGGAAAUGGGAUGGCUUACAUACAGAAAAUUUAUUCAAUGACCAAAAAAAAUACAGUGCUCCCAGACAAAUUAUAUUAUCAUCUUUAACAAAUAUUUUCACCUGUGGCUUGGUAUGUUAAAAAUAUCAAACAAAUUUUACCUCCCUAUUGAAUAUUUUAAAUUCAGUAAUAAUUAUAAUGUACAUGUGAAUGUUAGAAGAUAGGCUUAAUCUUUGUUUUAUUUCUUAAUGACAGUAAUGCUAGUUAGAAACCAGUUAGGUGUGAAUAUUGUAAUAACACUUUGAAUUCCACAUUAGUAAAGAUAAAAAGGCUUCAUUUGGAGAACUGAUUAGAUUUCUUAAAAUUAUUUUAAAUCAGUUGAAAUGUAAGUAGAAUAAUUUUUUUUCAGUGCUGGGUAUUGAAUCUGGGCCCUUAAUGUGCUAGGCAAGUACUUUCUACCUCUGAGCUGCAUUCCCACCCCUUAUUAAUGAUUUUUUUUUUUUUUUGUACCAGGGAUUGAACUCAUGACCUUCCACUUGUCAGGCAGGCCCUUCCACUACUGAGCUAAAUUCCCAGCCCCUUAUUAAUGAUUUUUUUAAUAAGUGGGUCAGGUAUCCUUUCAAACAAGUUUUAGAACAAGGUUUCAAGUUUAAGUAUCAUCCUAUUUGUUAUAGUAGAAUGAUUAUUUUUUAGUGUACUAACAUUUGUAAUACUACUGAAUAGUUGAGUUCGAGCUGGAGAUCUCAAGUCAAUGAAAACAUUUGUUUAGUCAUCUGUUAGUCAUAUAAUUGAAUUCUAUUUGUCAUGUUCCAUUGAACAUAGAAAUAUAAUUUCCGUCAGUUAUAUCAAAUUUAAGUUGAUACCCCAAGUCCAGGUAAAAUUGAACAUGGCAUAUAUUUAGAAUGUUGGAAAUGAGAAAAUGGUUGCAACUAAAUUAAAUGAGACAUUGUUAAGUAUUAGGAGACAGAAUUAAAGAGUACGCCAAAGGUUUAUCCUCCCUUUCCCUUAAAUUAUGUUUGAGGUAUUUUGUUGGAGAAUGUUAGGAUAGAAGCCUAGAAAUUUAGCAAAUGCUUUUGACUAGAUUCGCUUUAUUUUUUCCUGUUAUUUAUAAUUUGGUUUUUAUAAUCAAGAUUGCUGCUUCCAGUUAAAAUAUUUCCAGUCACAUGUCCUUAUUGCAUUUUUUUUUAAUCACUGUACUGGAGAUUAAACCCUGGGCAUUCGCACUGAGCUCAGUCUCCAGCCCUUUUUUAUUUUUAAUUUUGAGACAGGGUCCUCACUAAGUCACCAGGUUGCCCGGGCUGGGCUUGAACAUCUGGUGUCGGCCUCCCAGAGUGCUGGGGUUAUAACCACAUGCCAACAUCUCCAGCUUGCCAUUUUGAGGUAUUAACAUUAUUGUAAAUGAGAAGUGUCUUUUGCAUAUGGUCUGUUACCUCAGGGAAGAUUACUUGCUAGCAACUCACAUACAUGCUACUAAUGAUAGUUUUUUGAGAAUUUUACUGCCAUUUCACAUUAGCUACUAAAUGGAAAGUUUAUAAUAAUAUUGUUUUAGGUAAUUAGCUACUAAAGUAUUAGUCUGCUAGUGAACAUUUCUCUAUUUAGACUGCACUAAUCACUAACCUAACAAGUGUGAAAUAAACUUAUAAUUCGGUCAUUAAUUGUACUUGAACUGGUUAAUAUAUUGAUAGUAUCAUAAAACAUUUGUUUCAGAAUGUCAAUACAGUUUGGUCCUUAUUUUCCAACAGUAAUCUUAAUUGGCCCUUACUAAAAUGCUGGGGCACAGAUUUUGAGACUUAUAAAACAAGAUUUCCAUCUUUUUUUUUUUUUUUUUUUUUUUUGUCUUUUUUGUUUUUACCAGUACUGGGGAUCGAACUCACAACUGCCUGCUUACAAGGCAGGCACUUAUGCCACUGAGCUAAAUCCCCAGCCCCAAGAUUUCCAUCUUAAGAUUUUUCAUAGUAGCAAAGCUUUGCAGAAUUGGUUUAAAUUCCACUCAUCUUACUAAGAAUUUAAAAUGAUCUUUUAUAACAAAAAUAGUAAAGUGCAUAUUUUAACUUGGGUAGACAUGUUUUACUUUCAAGGUUUAUAAUUUAGCAAAAUUGUACAAUCCUAAGUUCUUCAGGUUAACAUAAGAAACUAAUUUUCGUACAACUACUUAAAAAAUAUACCACAGUAAAAUACAUAUUUAAGGAGAGAUAUAUCACCAAUGUUGUUAAUAAAGUUAAUUACAAGUUCUGCCAUUCUCGAUAAAUCUUUGAGAUGCUAAGUGUUUUGGCUCAUAUGUAAUAAUACUUGAAUCAUGAGAAUUUUAACAUUUGUUCCAAAAAUAGCAGAAAUUGUAAAAUUUGUGAACUAUUGGGAGAAAAAAAUGCCAUUACUUGUAUAUCUGACAUUUAAAUUUUUAAAUUAUGGAGUUUACAUGGUUUUGUAGCUUAUUAAUAUAAUGAUAAUUCUCUUGUAAAAGAAAAGGAAAAACUAGUAAAGAAAGGUUUUAGUUGAUGCUAUGUACUUGUAUAAAUUUCUGAGUAUUUUAAAUUUUAAGAUGCAUACUUCUCUUUAGAAUGCAAAAAUCCUUUCCUAAGCCUUUAUCCCUGUGGUAGAGUAAUAAAAGACUGACAAGGUUAUCAAUAUUUUCAGGCUUAUUUGACUUUAAGAAUUAGAACUGAGUAUUGGAGAGUCUACUUUUUGGAGAAAAUGCUAUUUAUAAUAUGUAAAAAAGCAUUAGUAGUGUAAAUAUUUAAAAAAAUUUAAAUAGCAAGUGCUUUAACCACUCAGCAAAAUAGUAUAGCUGUCAUACCAUCCUUAAGGCAUUAGUUGUUACCCAUUAGCUUCUGAUUUUGUGACCAUGAUGUAUAGUAUAUUUAAAUAAUAAUUGGUAAUAGCAUAACUGUAUAGUGUUCUGCAGCACACCUCACUGUACAGUAUUUGAAAUUUUCUUCUCUAUAAUAAAAGUAUAAUACACAUUGAU